AUGGGCUGGCUGUCACUGUUGGAAAAGGCUAGCCGCAUGGCAUCAAACGGCCCUCAAAAAUUCAAGAGCUUCUUCCAAACGGAUGCGUCGCACGGGAAGACCAAAAGAGCUUGUGACCAAAUUUCUGCAUGGACGACGGACCACCCACGGCGCGCAAUCAUCGUCAUCGACCCCGAGCUGCUUUUCCACGGGAAUCCGGUGCCCGGGUUCCUUCCACGCCGGGGGAAGGACCUGUCGUCGUCGUCUUCGCGGAUCGCGUUGACCAUGCUGGAGACCUCCCGCAUGGUCGGCGGCGGGGCCGAGCCGGGGGACUCGUCGACGCACCGCAUGGCCACCUGCAGCAGCCGCACCAUGCGCUGCUCGGAGGAGCCGUCGCUGCUGGCGGCCAGCAGCGCGCGGUCGAACACCUCGGCGGUCCACUCCUCCCGGAUCACCGAGGUCACCCACCGCGCCAGCUCCGAGCCGUCGCCCCGCGCCGACGCGGCCUUCCCCGUCAGCAGCUCCAGCAGCAGCACGCCGAACGCGCGCACGUCGCCGCGGAGCGCGGCGUCGCCGCUGGCGGCCGGCGCCGGCGCGGUGACGCCGUACUCGCUGAUGCACGGGUCCAUGCCGGCCGUGAAGAGGACGUUGGUGGCCUUGAGGUUGCCGUGGGCGAUGGGCCCGUCGCCCGCCGCCGCGGCCUCCUCGCCCGACGAGGAGGUGUUGGAGCUCGCGCCGUCGCCGCGCAGAGCGGUGUGCAAGAACGCCAUGCCGUCGGCGACCUUGGCGGCGAUGUGCAGGCGCGCCGGCCAGUCCACGGGACCCUGGCUGCUCUCUAUGGAGCCUGCAGAUUAG
This is a messenger RNA of Panicum hallii, 834 nucleotides long. RefSeq lists its product as uncharacterized. The transcript has 2 exons. The record is from RefSeq and is a predicted model, not a curated record. Lineage: Eukaryota; Viridiplantae; Streptophyta; Magnoliopsida; Poales; Poaceae. Bases 1 to 834 code for a protein of 277 amino acids.